This is a messenger RNA of Penicillium paradoxum, 1899 nucleotides long. RefSeq lists its product as uncharacterized. The record is from RefSeq and is a predicted model, not a curated record. The transcript has 2 exons. Bases 1 to 1899 code for a protein of 632 amino acids. Lineage: Eukaryota; Fungi; Ascomycota; Eurotiomycetes; Eurotiales; Aspergillaceae.
AUGGGUGCAGCCCAGUCAAAUGAGCGUGUUGCAUCAUCAGCAGAGGAGUUGAGCUUGGUACUCGCCGAGCGUUUCGCUACAAAAUGCUUUACGCCUUUAGAGCUCACGCAUUUCAAAGACAACUUCUACUCCCGGGCCUUGGAGCAGGGAGGCCUGCGCUACUGGAAUGAGAAGACUCUCUCAGACUUUCUCGGUAUCCCAGAUGGCAUCCACACCGCCGCUUCACAUGGGAACCCCUUGGAUGCAGGCCCUGUGGUAUUCCGCAUGGUAUCCUAUUUAGGAGCUUUUCCAUUCCAAAACACCCUGGCUCCAAGUGUAUUGACCUUCGAAGCCAUGGUUAAGGUCGUUGUGCUCCUGACUGAGCGCUACGAGAAGGCGCUCAAGCGCGGGCGCAAGGACCGAAUCAAGUUACUCUUUGGCAGUCUGGCAGACGUGGGGAGAAAAAGGACCCCCGGUGAUAGCCGAGAACCCGGGGCUGACGAAUCUGAAACCUUGGCUGGGCACUCACAUCCGCUUGGGUUCUCAAUAGAUCAGCCCGCCAACGACGAUUAUGAUGAGGAUGAGGACGAUGAUCUUGCACUUGCAGCGCUCGAGUCCCUCGAUGCAAUCGAGGUGUUCAAACAUGAUCAUCGAGUUGAUAAAUCCAUGUACCAGACGCGGAUUUCUAUUGACACGUUCCGCCGGCUGCUCAUGUUGCUACUUGUCAUUGCACCAUUGAAGCCCUUGGAGACUCUGAAGAUAUAUACAUCUGGACUGGAUGCUCGGCGGAUGGAAGAAGUUCAAGCAGAAGCAGACAGUAUCAUUGCGGCUUUUUCACCGGAAGAAAGUGAUGGGGGAAUAUCAUAUAAGGCUUUCGCUCGAACGAUAUCAUUGUCACUUCCGUAUCUUUUCGAUCCGCUGACUGCCCUUUUUGAGCACAUGCUGUUUAGCAAGAAUCUGGAUCUUUCUCGGCAUCGCCAAAAAGACGCAGCCACAGAGACGGAACCGGAGGAUACUGAUGAGAGCGAAGAACCUCUUCCAUCACCGGCUAGACUAACACUCCCGGGGAGCUUUGAGUCCGCCAUACUAAACCCAACAAUGAACGCUCAUCUUUCGUUUUUCCUUCCUUCCACAUCGCCGAAUCUGAAUUUCCUACGCAGUGGCGUAAAACUGCACCCUGUCUUUUCUACAAGCGCCCACGGCUCGUCCCUGACCUCCUUCUCCCACCACGUCCUGACCUGGCAAUCAGCAACCCUUCUCCUUCUCCAAGGAUCUCUAGCAGACUCCCCCAACGAAGAUCUAAUAACAUUAGGCGCCUAUAUCCCCCAAAAUUGGAAAACCUCCACAUCAACCCCAAGAACCUCAAAAACAUCCGACCUCCUUCCCUGCCUCUUCCAACUAUCCCCCAAACACCUCCUCCUCUCCGGCAACCCUUCCAUAUCAGCUAGAAAACCAAACACCCCAACAGCCUACUUCUCUACAAACACCGGCAUCGCAAUCGGCUGCCACAUCCCUGCCCCGUCCCGAACUUACCAAGCCCACCCCACACCCCAUGGAGCGGGCAGUCUCAUUAUCGACUCGAACAUCGAAUCCGCCGAGUUCCACGCCUGCCCCGUUGGCCACGACGGCGUCUUCCUUCCCCCUGCGAAUACCUCACUAGAUGCCCCGCCCAUAAAGAUCAAACUCGAUCUAUACACGCUUGAGAUCUGGGGUAUCAUCCCAGAUCCGGGUGAUGAGUCCCUCUCUACAGAAUCGAGCAUGAGCGCGGUGGAGAUCCAGCGCGCGAAGUGGGAGUUCGAAGGCGCGGAGGCCGAACGUCGUCGGAAUAUUAACAUCAAGGCUGGGGCUGGUGAUUCGGCGACUGAGAGCGCGAGGUGGCUUUUGGAGGCGGCGGGGCUUAUUGGGAAUGACAGGAGGUAG